UGGAACAACGUCACAGAUAAAAAUUUUACACCGCUGUUAGUUCGAAUAGGAAACGUCUAGAUUGUUCUGGAUGGUUACAUAAACAGGGCCACAGCUGAGCUUACUCAGACGUUGGCAGCCCGUAUUGACAACUAUUGUUUCCAAAUCUGGAGAAAAUGUCAUUGUCAAAGGAUCAAUUGUGUGCUGGAGCUCCCGUGAAAAACGAUAAAGUACAUCUCCUCAAUCUCAACAUUGCCUUACACCGCUAUUUUACAUUCACUGUGGACUUUCGAAAGAAAUUCAGAGGUGACUUCGAGACUUUGGCUGAGGCUGGUUUUUACUGUCUGCUCUUAAAUGGAGGAAUGAAGUUGCGGUGCAACUUUUGCCACCUGGUUAUCAAUGAAAGCGAAAUCCACAAUUGGACCAAAUUGGACAAGGACCAAAUCUUGAGUCAAAAAAGUUGUUUGAUACAUUCAAAUGAUUCCAAAAACUUCCCUCUGAGCGUCAACCUCCGCAACUACAAAUUCGAGUCGCACCGGCUGUACUCGCUUUUGAAGAAGGAAGAUUGGAAUGUUUCUCCUGCAGACUUGGCCGCUGACGGAUUUUAUUAUGAAGGAGAUGGUGACCUCUGCCGUUGUGCUUUUUGCUGUGUGCAAAUUUACAAAUGGGAGCAACAAGACAACGUUCAUGAUCAGCAUGUACAAUGGAACAAGGAAUGCCCCUUUUUGAUAAACCCAGAAGGCGUCCAGAACAUCCCAAUCGGCAAGGAGAUUGUGGAUAUUGCACAGGACUCUAUUGGGGAGAAAAAAACUGGCGCGGAGGCCUAUCAACCCGAUCAUGAUCAGCAAAGAUAUCAACUAGAGGGACAGGGACAACCUGCCACUGACCAAGUUAUCGACGGACAACCUGCGGCUGUUCAGCUUGUGGACGGACAAGGACAACCUGCAGAUUUUCAACCUGUGCAGGGAGAAUAUGCAGAUGACCAAGCUUCUGAGGGACCUCCAGAAAUUAUUGCUGAGCUGCAAAUUCUUGAUGAACCACAAAACAAUCAACAUGAUCACAAUGAAAAGAACUGAACUGCAUUGCCAUAUAUUUUACGUUGCUUCUUUGUUAAUAAAUUAGAUGCAAUUUGAGGGCUGUGGUUUCAAAAAAAAAAAGGUUUAAGGUUUUUUUAUAAAUGAAAUUUGUAAUAUUACUGUGUAUUUCAUACAUGCUUAUUUGAAUAAAAAUUAUAAAGAUUUAAAUAAAUUUAGCUUUGCACAU
This is a messenger RNA of Neocloeon triangulifer, 1242 nucleotides long. Its product is annotated as baculoviral IAP repeat-containing protein 1f-like. Gene Ontology annotation, cellular component: nucleus; cytoplasm. The transcript is spliced from 4 exons. Lineage: Eukaryota; Metazoa; Arthropoda; Insecta; Ephemeroptera; Baetidae. The record is from RefSeq and is a predicted model, not a curated record. The coding region runs from base 156 to 1055 and encodes 299 amino acids.